Molecule: messenger RNA, 978 nt
Organism: Protopolystoma xenopodis
Lineage: Eukaryota; Metazoa; Platyhelminthes; Monogenea; Polystomatidea; Polystomatidae
Source: the annotation of a GenBank genome assembly
AUGGCAGAUGUUGAACUCCUUGGAUUAUUUUCACGCUACGGUUCCGUCAAGACAUGCCGCAUUAUCCGCGACAGGAGUACGGGUGUCAGUUUCGGCUUUGGAUUCUGUGAAUAUGAGACAUCUGUUUCUGCUCGAAACGCCAUUUCUCACCUUAACGGAUAUUGCGUCAACGAAAAAGUCUUAAAAGUGUCCUUUGCGAGGGUUCAAGAGACAUCUAAUACUACAAAUCUCUAUGUUAAGAAUUUUCCAGUGUGGGUGACGGAGCAACAUCUUUGCGCGCUACUUUCUCGAUUUGGCCGUAUUGUUCAAUGUCGUGUGCUACGUGAUCAUACUACUCAGCAGCCCAAAGGGGCCGCAUAUGUUCUUUUCGAGUCUCAGACAGAUGCUGAGCUUGCCAAGGAAAACUUGGACGGAAAGCCAUGGCCUGGAUCCUCUGAUUGUCUCUUGGUGUCCGUCCGAUAUGCUAGUCCGCCUCAUCGUCUUGCUUGUAGGAAAACAUCUAACAUCCAAAGCCAGCGUCCAGCCGUCCAGCAUAAUAACCUUCCAACUCCUGAUCAAAGCGUUUUUACAGGAUCAAACAUAGCAUCCCAGUUUCUGUCGGCCUGCAAUCAGAGGACGGCGCCAAAUAAUGCAUAUCAUCAGGGUCAUCACCGUUUUCCCCAUGCCCAAGGAUUGAUCGGGCAAAAUUCUGCUAUUCAUUCUGCGCUGACCCCGCUCUAUGGCGUUGUUUGGCCCCCUAGCAGUCCCGUCGCUUCGGACAUUCCUGGGUUCAGUAAUCAAUUUCCACUUACUCAUCAAGGCUACUAUCAUCACCAAUUGCCUCUAGCUCAACAAUCCUUCCCUCUAUUAUGGCCACAGUCUUUCACACCCGGAACACUUCAAACAGCGCAGUAUCCAAAUACUUGUUUGAAUACCGCCGAUUCUGUGCUCAACGGUAGUCACUUCAACUCUUCCUUGCCGAAUUUUUUUGGCUCCUAU